AUGAGAGGGGGGUUGAACUUUGCCAUUAAUCAAUAUUUUAGUGUGAGCGAGGAGGAGACGCUGUUGAGAGUUUCUCACUGUUAUUUGUCCACCACAUCUGGUCCUCUAGCCGGUCUCCUCUACAUCUCCACUGAAAAAGUUGCCUUCUGCAGUGAGAGAUCAAUAAAAGUUUUUAAUCAGAAAGGUCAAAUGUGUAGAAUCCGCUAUAAGGUUUCCAUUCCACUGAAGAAGAUCAAGUGUGUGAAUGAGAGUCGAAACAUUGAGAAGCCAACACAGAAGUACAUAAAUAUAGUCACAGUGGACAAUUUUGAUUUCUGGCUUAUGGGUGUCUUCAACUAUCAUAAAACUUUCAAAUAUCUUGAGCAAGCCAUUUCUCAAGCUUAGAUGUAUUUCAAAAAUCAAACAUAUGUAAAAAUUGAAGAACACUAUUAGAAGUUUAAGUUUCAACUGAAUUACUUACAUAACAAGUUUUCUGUUAGAAGUCUCACAUUGG
Trifolium pratense (red clover) is the source of this 493-nucleotide messenger RNA. Its product is annotated as putative GEM-like protein 8. The record is from RefSeq and is a predicted model, not a curated record. NCBI's taxonomy places the organism in Eukaryota, Viridiplantae, Streptophyta, Magnoliopsida, Fabales, Fabaceae. Bases 1 to 384 code for a protein of 127 amino acids. The transcript has 3 exons.